CUAGGCAGCAUGUCAUCACAGGUAUCAUAUCUCAAGGAAAAGCUCUGGAAGCAUACCUCGUUUUUGGGUUUGCAAUUAUGGAUCUUAAUAGUUGCAUUCAUAACAUUAUUCAUUCUUUUGGCUUUCUUCGUCAUCUCUCUGUGUGUCAUCUGUUAUCGUCGUAGAAAAUCCAACAAGGCCCCAUUUUGCCUGCCAAACCCCAUUGCUCCUAAUAAUUAUCAUGGUGCUUACAGCAGCUCCUCACUCAAUAGGAGGCUCCUUCCGCUUAACAUGUCGGAGAUCGAGAUGAAUACGACAAAGCCUGAGCUUCAGGUAAUGUUUUCUGACCAAUGGUCUACUCAUGCUGGUAUAACAACUCAAGAGAGUUGUCUGGCUGAUUUGGAGCCCUUUGCCAAGUUUUCACCUGGGCUUUCAGAAACCUGGAAGGGUAAUCACUUCAGUUUGAGGGAGGUUGAGAUUGUCACAAAUGGUUUCGCCUAUGAGAAUUUAAUUGGGCAUGGAGAUUAUGGUGUUGUCUACAGUGGCGUGCUGUUAGAUGAUAUACGAGUGGCAGUGAAGAAGCUACUGAGUAACAGUUGCCAAACUGAGGAGUUUAUAACAGAGGCAGAGGCAAUCGGCCAUGUUCGACAUAAGAAUUUAGUCAAGCUGCUAGGAUACUGCAUGGAAGAAGGUUACAGGGUGCUUGUAUAUGAAUAUGUUAAUAACAGUAAUCUUCACCAGUGGCUUCAUGGGUCCCUAGGACAAAGCAGUCCUCUUACGUGGACCAUACGUAUGAAUAUUAUCCAUGGAAUAGCAAAAGGAUUGGCCUAUCUCCAUGAAGAUAUUGAACCACAGAUUGCCCACCAAAACGUUAAGGCUAGCAACAUAUUACUUGAUCAUCAAUGGAAUCCCAAGAUCUCCGACGUUGCACUUUUUAGGCUGCUGGGUCCAGAGCACAGCAGUGUAACCACUCGUUCAAUGGUCAAGCUAGGUUAUGCUGCUCAAGAUCAUGCUUUUACCAGCCCAUUGGAUACGAAGAGUGAUGUUUAUAGCUUUGGUAUACUUAUCAUGGAAAUCAUUUCAGGGAGGAUGCCUGCUGAUCAUAAUCAACCCCCCCAAAUUUAUUUGAUUGACUGGUUAAAGUCCAUGGUGGCAAACAAGAAAAUUGCACUUGUAGUGGAUCCUAAAAUGCCAGAAAUUCCUUCUAUAAAGGAACUCAAACGGAUUACCUUGAUUGCCCUUCGAUGUGUCGAUCCUGAUUUAGAUCAUAGGCCAACGAUGGGAGAAGUGAUUCAUAUGCUGGAGCCGCGUGACUUAUUGCUCAAUGAUGAAUGUCGCAUCAAUUGAGAGGCUUCCUUUCGACAUCACACAGAGCAUAGCCAGACAUCUGAACACUACGACGAUGCUUCUGAUGUUUACGGUAAAAAAGAAGCUACAAUCAUUGCGAGAAAAAGAUGAUGAAAUAACACUUACAAUAAUUUCAUCCAUACAACAUUUGUUCUUUAGGAAUGAUCUUUUUUCUCUCCUUUUUAGAAGAAUGCAAAAGCACAACUUUUGU
Durio zibethinus is the source of this 1537-nucleotide messenger RNA. Its product is annotated as putative serine/threonine-protein kinase At1g01540. NCBI's taxonomy places the organism in Eukaryota, Viridiplantae, Streptophyta, Magnoliopsida, Malvales, Malvaceae. Gene Ontology annotation, biological process: protein phosphorylation. The record is from RefSeq and is a predicted model, not a curated record. Gene Ontology annotation, molecular function: ATP binding; protein kinase activity.